This is a messenger RNA of Punica granatum (pomegranate), 633 nucleotides long. Lineage: Eukaryota; Viridiplantae; Streptophyta; Magnoliopsida; Myrtales; Lythraceae. The record is from RefSeq and is a predicted model, not a curated record.
GCGAUAAUAACCGGUGCAGCCAGCGGGACCGGCGAGGCCACUGCACGGCUGUUUGCAGAGCAUGGUGCAUAUGUCAUCAUUGCUGACAUCCAAGAUGAAGUCGGUCACCAAGUUGCAAGUUCAGUUGGCUUUGACCGGGCUAGUUACAGGCAAUGUGAUGUCUGAGAUGAGAAGCAGGUCAAGGAGACGGUGGCAUAUGCAGUGGAGAAGUACGGAGCCUUGCACGUCAUGUACAGCACCGCCGGAAUCAUGGGACCACUGGCCAGCAUCACGGACAUGGACAUAGACGUGUACAACUGCACCCUAGCUGUAAACCUGCGGGGGUCGGCUCUGGCAAUCAAGCAUGCAGCGAGGGCCAUGGUGGCUAGUAAAACCCGCAGCUCGAUUGUUUGCACAGGCAGUGUCUUGUCUAUUCCAGCCGGCAUGAGGCACAACCCCUACACUGUGUCGAAGCAUGGGCUGCUUGGCCUAGUCCGGUCAGCAGCAAGUGAGCUCGGUGCCUUUGGGAUCAGGGCCAACUGCAUCUCUCCAUACAGGCUAGCCGCUCCCAUGGCAUGCGGGCUGAUGAAUCUGGAGCCAGCUGUCGUGGAGGCCAUGAGCGACUUGAAGGGCAUAACAUUGAAGGUUGACUGA